Molecule: messenger RNA, 1810 nt
Organism: Anopheles cruzii
Lineage: Eukaryota; Metazoa; Arthropoda; Insecta; Diptera; Culicidae
Exons: 3
Coding region: 33-1382 (449 amino acids)
Source: RefSeq, a predicted model, not a curated record
UUCCGCCUCGUUUAUACAUCGUAAUUUAGUGAAUGGAUUCAAUGGCCAAUGACAAAAAAAAGCAAGCGAUCGAGAAUCUCUUUGCACAGUACGCGGUCAAGCAGGGUGAGCUAACGAAGCAAUACGACUCGAAUCGCAAAAAGCGAUGCAAAAUUUUCCUCCAGCGUCUGCGAUACACACUGAAGCGCAAUGGCGAAAGUCACCAAACGGAAUGGAACGAAAUGCUGGAGAAUGUCCUGCUCGACAGCGUACCGACGCGCAAGUUUUGGAAGCUAACCCGCCACGACCACUGGUUCCGGAGUGUGUUUGAGUGUGAGGACAACAACGAGCUAAUGCUGCAGAACUUCCGGAUGGAUCGGGAAACGUUCGACAUGCUGGUGGAUACGCUGAAACAGGAUAUGGCUCCGCACCCGCUGCUUGUGACACAGUCGUGCAGCACCGAGAAGAAGGUGGCCGUCGGUCUCUACAAGCUUGCGAUGGGCGGUGACUAUGCCACGAUCGGGGAGCAUUUCGGUGUACACAAAGCGACGGUGAAAAACUGUGUCUUUCAAUUCUGCAAAUCCAUGGUGAAGUACUUUAUGGAUUCGGAGAUCUCGUUGCCGCUGGGUGAAGAGAUGGUGGAAAUAGCCCGCAGCUUCGAGGAAAAGUGCGAACUGCCCAUGAUUAUGGGAGUGCUCGGCAAAAUUCACAUUCCCAUCACCCCGGCGGCGGCUGAUUCCAAGAACUACGUCAAUCCCAAGAAAUGGCAUUCUCUCAUACUCCAAGGAGUGGUCGACAGCAAUUACGUCUUUAGGCAUAUUACCUGCGGGCAUGUAGGCUGCACCGAGGAAGGCUCCGUACUGGGAGACUCUGGCCUUUACCAGCACUUCAAUAACGUGGAACUGCCCUCACAGGUGAUAAAUGAGAACGUGGUCCAGGCGUACAUCGUCGGAGAACCAUCGUACCCGUUGCUGCCAUGGCUCGUACACGGGUACAUCAACACGCCGCUCUCGCAAGAGGAGGAAACAUUCAACGAGCAUCUGGCGAAGGCUCGCCGAGUCGUGGACGAUUCGUUUAAUCGGUUGCGUGCCCGCUUCAAGAUCCUACAGAAGAAAAUAGACAUCGACGUCAACUUCGUGCCACAGAUUCUGCUAACGUGCUGCAUACUGCACAAUAUAAUCGAAAAGCGCAACCUACCGCUGAACGACGAGUGGCUAGAGGAGAUAAAGCUGAUGGAGCCAAAGUAUCCCCAGCCAGACGGCGGACACUUGAGCAACUACACUACCACACUCGAGGGCGAUGCUGCUCGCGACCUACUGAAAGAUCAUAUUCAGUCCAAGUAUAUGCUCUUCCGAACGUUCGAGUACGGUCAGGUGUACUUUAUUAAUGAGCCGAACCACUGAUUUGCGGCAAUUAUAUUUUAUAAUAGUUUGGCAUUGAAUAGAUUAAAUUAAACGAAUAGAUCACGUGUUCGAAGUGCUUGGCUUGCCGAAAAAGUCCGCGCGUAAAGGUUUGAAAGAUUGAAAAGUGGUUCAAUUUCGGUGUCUCUGUGGAUCACUCGUCAUAAACGCGCGAAUGUUUUUGUUUUAUUUCCUUCAUUUUUUGUGCCGCUUGUUUAUAACUUAUGCUUUGGAUUAGAAACGAUCUCUAACUGACCUGAAAUGUUUUUGCACGAGAGGUGGAAUUGUUUAAGACCAAUAUCGAUAUUUUCAUAAAUUUCGCGCAACUUUCACCUCAGUAGCCGCCUUGUAGUUUGAACAACGAAAUUUGAUUUGAAUAAAUGAAACUGGAAUUCUAAUUGAUAGCUGUCCUGCAAAAGUGAAACCAAUAA